AGAAAAAUAAUACAAAAGCAAGAGAACAAAAGAUACAAAUUAAAGAAAAUGAAGUUUCAAAGGAUGAGAGGAUAAGGUAAGAAUAAAUAUUAUACACAGCGUGGAGUAUCACAUGCAGACCAGACUAUGCAGUGAUUAAGAGACAACGAAGAGACUGUUUAAUAUCUUUUGUCCGAGAGUUACUCUCUAUUUUAGUAUUUAUAAACCUAUCUUGAUUCUUGAACCAAAAACAGUCAAAUCAAAUCUGCUAUCCUUUUCUUUCUUCAUUUUAGUUUUUUUGUGUGUGAAGAUGGGGAAUUGUUCACAUAGAGCAGUAUCCGAUGGUGGUGGUUUCGUCAACGUAGUUGACAUAGAUUCCAGAAGAGAUAUAAUGGAAGAAUAUUACAGAAGCAGGAGAUGCACCUCGUUGCCAAUAACCAGAAAGAAAUCCUUAGGGUACCUUGUUGGACAAGGUACGCCAAGCCCUAUAGGAGUUGGGCCGAAGAUUCAAGUGUCGCCGCAAAGAAGGAACGGAGUUUGGAAAGCGAAAGUUGUGAUGGAAAGUAAGCAGCUGAAAGAGAUUUUGGCGGUUGAAGGCAAUACACACGCUUUGAUUGAUCAGCUUCAGUAUGCUGCGGCAGAAGCUUUAGUUUCUUCAACCUCUGCCUCGGAUAUGGUCAGAGUUAAAAGCUUAACGUCCUGGUCCCGAAAAAACAAUGAGAAAUACUUCUGUUAGGUUUGAAUUUUGUGCAGCGUUUCUCAUUUGUAAUCCUUGUAAGCAAAAGUGUAUAAUGUACAAAAGGUAAACUUGUUUCGGAAAGGAAACAAAAGACAUAAAAGAGGGUAUUCGUAUUCUUUCUGUUUGGA
Camelina sativa (false flax) is the source of this 846-nucleotide messenger RNA. RefSeq lists its product as uncharacterized. NCBI's taxonomy places the organism in Eukaryota, Viridiplantae, Streptophyta, Magnoliopsida, Brassicales, Brassicaceae. The record is from RefSeq and is a predicted model, not a curated record.